UUCAAUAUUGUUCAGGUUGCUACACGUGUUGCUUAUGGCACAGCUUUGACAAAACUUGGCAAGAGCAACCCACAUGUCAUCGCUGUCGACGGCGACAUGAAGAACUCGACAUACUCGAUCAAAUUCCGCGAUGCGUUCCCCGACCGCUUCAUCGAGUGCUUCAUUGCCGAACAGAAUCUUGUUGGCGUCGCUAUGGGUGCUGCCUGCCGUGACCGAACGGUCGCUUUUGCUAGUACAUUUGCCUGUUUCUUGUCGCGUGCUUACGAUCAGAUAAGGAUGGGUGCGGUAUCGCAAUCCAAUGUCAACUUCAUGGGUUCUCACGUCGGUGUUUCAAUCGGGGAGGAUGGUCCAUCUCAGAUGGCCUUGGAGGACCUAGCCUUAUUCCGUGCAGUUCCCGGUUGUACAGUCUUCUACCCAAGUGAUGCAGUUUCCAUGGAGAGGGCAGUAGAGCUUGCAGCGAACACCAAGGGUAUGUGCUUCAUCCGCGCAAGUCGUCCAACCACUCCAGUUGUUUACAGUAAUGAUGAGAAAUUUCAGAUCGGACAAGCUAAGGUUCGUUGCCGAGGUGGGAAAGACAAUAAAGUAACCAUCGUUGCUGCUGGAGUAACCCUUCCCGAGGCAGAAAGUGCUGCAAAGACUCUGGCCGCUGAAGGCAUCAAUGUCUGUGUGGUUGAUCCAUUCACCAUCAAACCAAUUGAUAAGGCCACGCUGUUGGCCUGUGCUCAGUCAAGUGGAAACAAGGUACUCACUGUGGAGGAUCACUAUCCAGAGGGUGGCAUUGGUGAGGCGGUCUCUGCAGCGCUCUCCGAGGACGGGGUCAAGGUUCGACGACUUGCUGUACAGAAUAUUCCUUACAGUGGCCCUCCAGCUGUUCUGCUUGAGCGCUUCGGAAUCAAUGCCAGCAGCAUUGUCAAGGCUGUCAAAGACUUCUGUUAGACUAUUUAAGAUUUAGCAAGUAAAACUUGUGGAUUAUGUGUUCCCACCCCUCUCCCUCUAAAUCUCAAAAUAGUUUGUAAAGUAGUGUGGUAUAAACAUUUCCUUUGAUGUAAUUAAUAAUUCAAAUUAUGGAAUGUUUCUUUUUAAAAAUUGACUGGUGAGGGGAUAAUUAUAUAUAACAAAACAAUUAAACUACUUUGUCAACAAUUACUCUAUGCAGUAUACUUCAGUGGGAGGGAGGAAAAUAGAAUAAUGUUUUUUUAUUAUAUAAUCUAUAAGAAUAUUAUGUUAACAAAAAUAUUGUGGAAAAGCAAAGCUUGAACCCUUUUAUUCCAAAUAUAUUUUUGUGGAAAAGCCAAGCUUAAAACCUUUUUAUUCCAAAUACAUAAUUGCCAUGUAUAGCCUUACUGAUCAUUCCAUUUUGAAGUCUCAAAAAUUCUCCAUUGUAAAAGCUAUCAAAUAAAUAAAUAUUACUUGGAAAGUAUUUUUUUAGAUUAUUAAUGUAUCACAUCUUGAUAAUAUUACCCACCGGUUGGGGUCUAUUCGUAAAUUUGAUCUCAUUGUAAAUUUAACCACCCAUGAUAUUAAUACAUUUUAUUGAAUAGAAAAUAUGUAUUUUAGUUCCAUAAUUUGGACCUUAUAUUUUAUUAAUUUUGGGAUUUUUCUUUGUAUAUUCAUCAAUGGAAAGAUAAUUUCAUUGGUUAAUUUGGUUUUUAUACCGUUACUAUAACAUCAUGGUGCCUCAUUGUGCAUUGCUAUACCAACUCAAUAAAUUCUCACUCAAAAU
This is a messenger RNA of Anneissia japonica, 1723 nucleotides long. RefSeq names its product transketolase-like protein 2. Lineage: Eukaryota; Metazoa; Echinodermata; Crinoidea; Comatulida; Comatulidae. The annotation marks the transcript as partial. Gene Ontology annotation, molecular function: thiamine pyrophosphate binding; transketolase activity. The record is from RefSeq and is a predicted model, not a curated record. The transcript has 4 exons.